GUAGCACCUUGCUCCUCGCAUCCUCUGCGUGAUUGGAUGAGGAGAGUGUGCAUCUUCUUCAUUCUUUAGGUUUCUGAGCAGCUACUCAUGUCUUCGCUGCCUCCUGCUGCCCCAGCAUGGCGCAACUUUUCCUUCUUCGAUGCUGCACCUGUCAAGGACGCGCACGACCUGAACGCGUCGCCAGAAGUCUUCAAGAACACUCCUGAAAUAUCCUCUGUCAUCUCUUCCAGCACCAGCGUACUCGUUGCCGACAUCUACGGCACCGUGCACAUCCUCAGUCGCGAAUUCGAGACGCAGCGCGCAUGGAUUGCAUAUGAUGGUGGGAGGGUCACGCAUAUGGCUGAGCGGAAUGGGGUGCUGGUGACGGUCGGAGAAGACGGGUCCUCACGCGCACCUAUGCUCAAGAUCUGGGACCUGGAAAAGAAAACAGUAGCACCACCGCUCAUCCGCUCGACGAAAAUCCAGCUGAACAAACCUCAUCCGGUUUGUACCAUUGCGCUGUCGACCACCCUGUCCCAUCUCGCAAUUGGAUUCGCCGACGGAACAGUGUAUCUCUACCGCCACCUCGAUCAGUCUGUCAGCAAUAAUACUGCUAUCCCCAAACCGCGUACCGUACACGAAUCACCGGGUGAACCUAUCACCGGAUUGGGGUCUCGAGCUCAAAGACACUGGAAUGGCAAGGCUACCGUCGUUGACGAUGUGGGAUGUGGUUUGGGCUGUGCUGCCAUGGACUGGAGGGGACAUGAGUGGUUGUAG
Messenger RNA from Mycena citricolor, 756 nucleotides. NCBI's taxonomy places the organism in Eukaryota, Fungi, Basidiomycota, Agaricomycetes, Agaricales, Mycenaceae. The record is from the annotation of a GenBank genome assembly.